Molecule: messenger RNA, 666 nt
Organism: Prorocentrum cordatum
Lineage: Eukaryota; Dinophyceae; Prorocentrales; Prorocentraceae
Source: the annotation of a GenBank genome assembly
AUGGGCAAGGACGCAGCCAAAGGCUACCUCUCGUGCUCGUGCUGUCGCUAUCGCUGGAACUGGACGACGCGCACGCAGUGUUUCUCACGCGGGCGGGCGCUGGUGCCGUCGCCGCGAACGCCGCCACAGCAGCAGACCAAGGGGGUGCGGGCGUCUGGCACGGGCACGGGAGGAGGUCAGCAGGCGCCAGCCCGACCGCCAGGUUCCCGGGCGCCCAGCCGCAUGGAGGUGCCCAAGGCGUCGGCGCCCCCGCAGCGUUGCGCAGGCAAGCAGACGGUCGCUGAGCUCCUCGCCCAGCACCAGCAGCACGUGGGCCAGGCCGCGGGCGCGCAGGAGCUGCAAGCCUUGCUGCGGGCGGUGGCGCCGCCCGAGACUGCGCAGCUUGCGCGGGCGCCGCUGCUGGGGGAAACCAUCAGCACUAACGGAGUGGCCUGCAGGCGCGCCGAGAAGGCCAUGGAGCAGGCUGUCGCGAGGGAAGACGAGGCGAAGCUCUGGCUGGCGGAGUGCAGUCAGAAGACGCGCGAGGCGGCGGUCCUGGCGGUGCGGACCAAGUCCGAGUGGCAGGCGGAGCUCAAGGCGGAGCCAGCCUCGGACAUCACGACCGGGUCCCAGAUCACUCUGUCGCAGCUGCUGGGUGAUGAGAGCGGCUGCGGAACGGUGGAGAUC